Molecule: messenger RNA, 1701 nt
Organism: Botrytis fragariae
Lineage: Eukaryota; Fungi; Ascomycota; Leotiomycetes; Helotiales; Sclerotiniaceae
Product: putative lipase 4 protein
Exons: 1
Coding region: 1-1701 (566 amino acids)
Source: RefSeq, a predicted model, not a curated record
AUGCAUUUCCAGGGUAUCACCACAUGGCUCUUGAUCUCUCUCACUGUGGCCCUGCCUGCUCCGGAGAGACGUCAAUUGGCACCUAUAGUUCAAAUAUCACAUGCCAAAAUCAUCGGGUCCAGCACAUCAGGAAUUGACACAUUCAAGGGAAUUCCCUAUGCUCAACCGCCCACGGGAUCUCUCCGCUUGAAACCACCCAAAAGUAUCAUCAAAGACUUGGGAACUAUCCAAGCAACCAAUGUCCCCACAGCCUGUCCCCAAGGUUCCGCCUCCGGUCCUGUCGGCGAAGAUUGUCUAACACUUAACAUCCAACGCCCCUCAAACAUCACCGGAUACUCUAAACUCCCUGUGCUCUUCUGGAUAUAUGGCGGCGCUUUCGUAGGCGGCUCCACUCAAUCUUUCGAUGCAACACAACUUCUUCAAACUUCCAUUUCUAGUUCCCAGCCUUUCAUCUACGUAGCUGUAAAUUAUCGUCUCGGAGGUUUUGGGUUCCUAGCCGGUUCCGAAAUCCUCAACGAUGGAUCUUCUAAUCUCGGCUUAUUAGAUCAGAGAUUAGGUCUCCAAUGGGUCGCCGACAACAUCGCUUCUUUUGGAGGCGAUCCCAAUAAAGUCACCAUAUGGGGCGAAUCCGCAGGUUCAAUUUCAGUAUUUGAUCAAAUGGCUCUUUAUGGCGGCCAAUACCAUUACAAAAACAAGCCCCUAUUUCGCGGCGCAAUCAUGGAUUCCGGCUCCGUCACUCCCGCUCAAACAGUCGAUAGUCCGCGCGCCCAAGCAGUAUACGACCAAGUCGUGCUCGCGAGCGGCUGUCAAAAUUCCACCCACACACUCAAAUGUCUCCGCGCCCUUCCUUACGAAACGUUUCUCGCUGCAACCCUCACUCCCCCCUCCUACACAUCCUACACUUCCCUCGCACUCUCCUAUCUCCCACGCCCAGACCACAAAAACGGCGUUCUCCCCGCCUCCCCCGAAAUCCUCGCUUCCCACGGCCAAUUCGCCCCCGUCCCCUUCAUAAUCGGCGACCAAGAAGACGAAGGCACAUAUUUCGCUCUCGUCCAAACAAACCUCACCACCACCUCCCUCCUAACCAGCUACCUCCAAACCAUCUUCUUCCCCUCCGCUCCCCCCUCCAAAAUCGCCUCCCUAGUCGCCGCCUACCCCGACGACCCCUCCGCCGGCUCCCCCUUCAACACAGGCACAAACUGGAACAUCUACCCGCAAUACAAACGUCUGGCCGCCCUCCUCGGCGACAUCGUCUUCACGCUUUCCCGCCGCCUCUUCCUAAACUACUCAUCCCAGAUCCACAAAACCGUAAAAAUGUACUCCUACCUCUCAAGCUACGGCUACGGAACCCCCAUUCUGGGCACCUUCCACGGAAGCGACAUCGGUGUCGUCUACGGCCAAUCCCUCGGGUUUCCCCAACAAUCAAUCCAAAAAUACUAUCUCAAUUUCCUGCAUACUCUCGAUCCGAAUCUCGGCGCGAAUCAUCAAUAUGCCCGCGGUGGUGAUAAUCACAAUUCCCACCCCAGCACAAAUACAACCGCAAAUACAAAUACAACGCAAACCCUCACCUGGCCCCCCUGGACCCCACAACAAAAACAACUUCUCAAUUUCCAAGCCGCGCAGAAUGUAUUGAUCACGGAUGAUUUUAGACAGACACAGUAUGAAGUGAUUAAGAGUGUAGUGGGGGUUUUGCAUGUGUGA